UCAUCAUUACUUUUCAAAUGUUGUAAUCUAAGACUCAACUGUAACGAGGAACUUUUCCCUCACUGAAGAAGAAUUAGCCGAAAUAAAAAUGAUCAGAGUCUUUAAUUGAUGUAUGAACAAGGUGAAUCAGGCAGCUUUUAGACUCACAUUUCAAAAUGCAUCAAAACAGUCCAGUAACAUUUGAAGGAUUGUAUGAUUCCCAUCCCUGAAGGAAAUAAAGCAGAUUGUCUUUGCAUGAGUUAUUCUAACAUCAGAGUUUCUAUUUCAGAAAUGCUUGUAUCAAUUUUCAUUCUGUCUUUGGCAGUUAUGGUGCAGCAAUCUCUAGAACAGGGUAGAAUGAGUAAGAUAUCUGCAAAGAAACAAGAGGAAAUUCUUGAUAAACACAAUACCAUCAGGAGAGAGGUUUGGCCAACUGCCAGCAACAUGAUGAAAAUGACAUGGAGUGAGAAAGCCAGUGAGAGUGCCAAAAAAAGGGCUGCAAAAUGUAUGCCAAAAGUCAGUCCCAGAGCUGAGCGAACUGUGAAUGGUACUAUCUGUGGUGAGAAUGUACUGCAAUCAGCAUCUUCCUACCCUUGGUCAGAUGUAAUCCAAGUGUGGCAAAAAAAAGUAUCCAACUUCCAGUAUGGUCUUGGAGCAAUUGACCCUAAGAAAGAUAUAUAUAGUUAUACUCAGCUCAUUUGGCAUCAUACACAUGAGAUUGGAUGUGGACUUGCCUACUGUGACUCAAGCAGCCCUGCCACGUUCCUCUAUGUCUGCCAGUACUGCCCUAGGGGGAAUUUGGUAAAAGAAAUUGAAAUGCCAUACAUAGAAGGCCCACCGUGUGGAGACUGUCCUUAUAACUGUGAGGAUAAACUUUGCACCAACCCAUGCCAAUAUGUGGAUCAGCAGGCAGACUGUGAAUCUCUUAUUGACUUGUUCUCAUGUGAUGUGCCAGAAUUUGCAGAACUGUGCAAAGCCACCUGUAAAUGCAAGACAGAAGAGAUGUAGAUCCGCAUGAUAAGAUCCAGCUUGAAACUGCUGUUCUCAUUAGACAGGGCAGAAGUACAAAUGAGAGGCAAUACUCAAAAUUUUUCCUUGGUUGACAUAUGAAAAUGCUCUGCAAACCCCCCAAAGAAAUAUUUUCAAAAUUCCCAAGUCUCCAAAGAGAUGUACAGGAAAUAAUCUGUCCCUGCAUUGUCUUUCUUCCUUCAUUGAGUUGGGUGUUAUCUUUAAUGACUGUCUAUUUUAACCCACUGCAGUGAAGAAAUCCACCAAAAAAAAAAACAUCUCUGGGAGAUGGUCUUCUAAUCUCUGUUUAAAGCUCUCCAAUGAAGGAGCGGUUAUUGCCUAUUCCAUGUUAUGAAAUAUUUUGAACACUUCAAUGUUAAACAUUUACAUUUUGCAAAUUGCUCACUGUUUCUUCCUCUCCAUCCACAAUACAAUUAUCUUACAUUUCAGUUCUGGCAAAAUAGUAAUGGAUGUUUUAUUCUCAACUAUAGUAAUGCCAAGUUUCCUCCUUCAGUUGUCUUUUAACUUGAAAACUGUUUCCAGUAGUUUAUGAUGGUUAUUUUUUGUAUCCCUAAGCAUACCACUCCUCUUCUCUGGAAAACAGCAAGUGGCUAUAAUAAAUUUUAACAUACAAUUAA
Messenger RNA from Anolis carolinensis (green anole), 1625 nucleotides. Its product is annotated as cysteine-rich venom protein pseudechetoxin-like. The transcript is spliced from 9 exons. Gene Ontology annotation, cellular component: extracellular region. NCBI's taxonomy places the organism in Eukaryota, Metazoa, Chordata, Lepidosauria, Squamata, Anolidae. The coding region runs from base 193 to 987 and encodes 264 amino acids. The record is from RefSeq and is a predicted model, not a curated record.